UCGGGUCAAAGGUAGCUACUAGCUAGUUAGCUUUCCAAGGACGAAACAUGGCAUCGUCGUCUAAGAAGGUUUUUGAGGUGUUUGUGUCUAAAAUACCAUGGACCAUUGCAAGCAAGGACAUGAAGGAGUACUUUGGGCAGUUUGGGCAAGUCAAGAAAUGCCUACUUCCUUUUGACAAGGAGACAGGAUUCCACAGAGGCUUCUGCUGGAUCGGCUAUACAUCCGAGGAAGGCCUGCACAAUGCUCUCCAGAAAGACCAACACAUGCUGGAGGGAGCCACGCUUCAAGUUCAAAGAAACAGAAAAGUGUUUGCGGGACAGAAAACAAACAAAGAGGAGGGACGCUGAAGGGUGUGCGUUUGUACCAUGUUUGUAUAUAUGAGAGGGUGUAUUAAAUACCUUUAAACAGAACUGGGCCAUUCAACAUUCAUUUUUGUUUUUUCAUAGUACGAAGUCUUCAUAUUUUAUUGUAAUUUGUUUAAAGAAAGAAACAUGAUUACUGUGUCUGUUUUGCAUGUUGACAAAAUUGAUGAAGGGAGAAGUGCGUUUCUUCUGGCACCCUUUCAGUAACUGCAUAUUAAGACAGGUGAGAUGAUGAUGAUGGCAGGAUAUUGGAUCUCUGUUAUUGUGCUUCUCAUGAUUAUUGAUGGCUGCUUUACACAACCUUUGCAUCUGUAUUAAUCUAUGAGUAGGCUUAUCACUUUUCUCAAAGUCAGGCAUCACCAUUCACAUAAUAAAAUGACUGAUUUACAACUUA
Messenger RNA from Salvelinus fontinalis (brook trout), 756 nucleotides. RefSeq names its product SRA stem-loop interacting RNA binding protein (gene slirp). Gene Ontology annotation, molecular function: poly(G) binding; poly(U) RNA binding; mRNA 3'-UTR binding. The coding region runs from base 48 to 347 and encodes 99 amino acids. The transcript is spliced from 4 exons. Gene Ontology annotation, biological process: spermatogenesis; positive regulation of mRNA splicing, via spliceosome. NCBI's taxonomy places the organism in Eukaryota, Metazoa, Chordata, Actinopteri, Salmoniformes, Salmonidae. The record is from RefSeq and is a predicted model, not a curated record.